UCUUGAGUUCGUAUAUAUUUGAUGUCUCAAGCGUACUUCUCCAUUUUCUCCAUAUUAAUUGAAUCUUAGACAUUUAUAUAAAUCAUUUCCCUGUCUUAAGUCGUGAUGUAUCCGUUCAGGUGUAUUUUUCUGGUUCUGGUCACGGCUUAAGGCCGACGAAAUCUUCAUGGGCCUGUUCGAAGUGCAUACGCGCCCGCGCUUAGGUAUUGGCAGGGGAGUGUACCAGAUUGUGUUGGUGAUUUGGUAAAGUUCCUAUAUGGAUAAUAGAAUUGUUCCUUAUCCCGAGUCUCGGUUCCCUCUUGGAUCUUUCUCCAACUUUUCCUAUAAUUAUUUCGCUUAUCGUGAAGAAGCAAAGAGUCGGUCUCAGGUUAUAAUAGCGAGUUGGGCUCGUCCUAUUUUCCCUUUCGUUUCGUUUCAUUUCUUUUCUUCUCGGUCUUGAUUGUUCUGCUGAAGAUGAACUGUUCCCAUUCAGAUCAUUCGGCUAGCAACAUAAAUAGUUCACAACUUGGCAUUCAGCACGACCCGGCACGACUUCAAAACGAUGUGGCGGCAAGCCCUCCCCAAUACGAAUCACUCGACCUCAACGAUCGGAUAGGAUUGAGUGGGCUUGAAAACACUCGUCAUGGGCGAAAAGGGAGCAGAGAGCCACAAUACACCAUUUCAAAGGAGCAUAACUGGAAACCAUGGAGAAUACGCUCCCCCGCUCUGAUUGGUUUUAUAGUUUUCUCACUUGGGUUGGCCAUCACGCUAGAGAUCCUUGCGCAAAAGGGCCAGAGGUAUGGCGCUCUUGCUCGUUCAUCAUCCGUCGACGAUAUAUCCGAUCUCGCUAGGCUCGCAGCCUUAUAUCUACCCACAGUUGCUGCUGUUCUAUACGGCUUUUUCUUUGCGUGUGUCGACCUAGACCUCAAACGAAUACAGCCAUGGGUUGAACUGGCGAAAUCUGAAGGAACGACGGCUACAAACUCCUUGCUCCUGGACUACGCUUUUGACUUUGUGGCCUUUGUGCCUUUCACGGCCGCAAGACGACGUCACUGGCCUGUUUUCUACGCCGGGACCGUUAUGAUGAUCAUCUUUUGGGCUAUCACACCGCUGCAAAGCUCAAUUUUUGGCCCUGGCUCUACAACUUUAACCCACUCAGCAACUAUUUCAUAUCCAGAGAUGCUCAUUCCUAUCCGGCAGCAAGCGGCGGUCAUGGAUGUUUCUAUAUUCAACGGCGCUUUCGCUACUACAUGGUUAAGUCAGAUAUAUCCAUCUUCUACCACAGCAGACUCGGCCACACUUCCGAUCCAUGCAAUACAGAGCCCAGAUGGUGGAACAAACAUCAGUGCGACAGGCUGGACGUGGCAACUGACAACGGAGUUGAAUUGCUGGCCAGCUAUCGAGGGAAAUCUUACUUGGGAUAAUGGGCAAGGAUGCUCUGUGUCUCGCUCCUUCGCUGUGUCCAUGGAAGGAACGCUUAAUAUGAUUACUAACCGGUAUAUUGGCUAUUAUGACAAUGCGCUGGUAGACUUCUCGCUUGGGAGCAAAACAUGUGGUUCGAAUUUCAAGCAUCAGUUCUUUGCUGUCAAUGCUUUCAAUUCAACAACCGGAGGCACUCCAAAAGAUGCUAAGAUAAAUGCACUGUUCUGCGAACCAACAUACUACAAACGCAAUAUUACGGUAUCUAUCUCCCAGGAAACUCUGAAGCCAGAUUUCUCGAUGAUAACAUCGCAAGGACCUAAGCUUGUGCUGUCCGACGAUGAGUUUAAUAGAACAGCAUUCGAGUAUCUGAUUGGCACUGGUGUUCCCUCUGUCGAUCUACCAAGGGAUAUUACUGACUCGGAGAACAUUGAACCUUAUUAUCAGGUCAAGCGUCGCGACGAACGGAUAUCUUGGCCGAUUCAAGCUAUGUCUGGAUUAGUGAUCGGCUCCCGUAACUAUACUGGAGAGGAAUUGUUAGAUUCCGCUGCUCUCAUAGACGCCUGUUCUGCAGCACAGAAAGCCAUGUUCUCUGUGGCUGUAGCGAAGCUACUUUCGAAUGGCUCUGGCACUCAGCCAGGCACGAUCACUUAUACCGUUCACGGCAUCCUGGUCAGUAGACCUAUUUCCGCAGUUGUUGAAAUACUGUUAGUUGUAACUGCAACACUAGUCGGCUUGACAUGGCUUCAUUGCCGCAAGAUGCAAACGAAGCUUUCGGAAGAUCCUUCAACGCUUGCCAAAGUAAUGAAAAUUGCGCAACGGAACUCUGCUUUAACCGCUCAAUUCUCUCGGAUGGAUCAAAUGAAUGACGAAGAUCUAAUAAAAGCAUUCGAGCCCAUGCAAUUCAAAACAGAAUAUGACAACACUAUUACAAGCUUGUCAUGCAUUUCGGAAAACAACCAGCCAGUGACGUCGCGCGGGGGGGUAAUUCAACAACAGGGGGGCAUCACGCAAGCAGUGCCUAUACAGCCUAUGAUACUCCGUAUCAGGAUAGGAGUUUUGGUCAUUUCUCUAUUAUUCGCGGGUACUACGAUACUCGCCUAUCUCAAGUACCAAGAGAUUAAGUUAGGAGGACUCCCACGGCCUUCCGAGAAUUUUGAAGUUCUGCAACUGCUUGAAAAUUAUAUUCCUACGGUCUUCGCAACGUUCUUGGAGCCAGUUUGGGUUCUGAUCAACCGCGUUUAUUGCUUAGUGCAACCUUUCAGAUCGUUACAGAAAGGCAAUUCAAUCGCUAAGCACUCUAUCGAGGCAAAGUACACCAGUCUGAUGCCUCAGCUCAAUGCAUUGCGAAGUAUCAAAUCGUCCCAUUACUUUUUGUCCUCGGUCUGCACUGUCGCUUUACUUGCAAACGUUCUUGCCGUUGGGCUCAGUGGUGUAUUUGAAGAGACAGUAGUGGAAAUGGAAUACGAUAACCGAUACCAGCUACAGCGUUCCCUAUCAACCACACGAAAGACAGUUGUAAAAGAUAGAGGCACAUCCCUUGUCGGGUAUAGCGACAACUUACAAGUCGUGCUGAGCAAUUUAUCAGCACACACAGCGCUGCCUCCUUGGACUAGCCCCGAGGCGUAUUUUCUUCCCUUUACUGAUACUACGAAAACAGCUCUGUCAUCAGAUCGAUUGAAGGCAAACACAACAGGAAUUACAAUUGAGCCACGAUGUUCCGUUUUAUCAGCCAAUAGCACGUCCGGGACUUAUGUUCACUCAGUUUUUAACUCGACGCAUCAGCAGAUGUCCGUUUACACGAUCAAUGAAGACAACUCAUCAAUACAGUGCGGUAUCGGGGUUUUCAAGUACAACUCAACAGUCUCUGAUAGUCACGAUGAUAUAAUACCGGAUGUAUACAAUGGGGCGCCGAUAGGUCAAUCUUCGUUGGAGAUAUAUAUGAGGAUGUCCUCAUUGGAUGAUAAUCCCAAACAUGUCGACUGGUGUCAACAGAGGCUAUUUGCUGGGUGGCUCCACGUGAAUGCCACCUCGAAUGGCGACAUACAGGAACAACCUCAGUCCAUGUUUUUACAAUGCGUGCCUGUCGUCCGUACGGGAUCUUACGAGGUAACGGUGGAUAGUAAAGGUUAUGUCGUGGAACAAAGGAGAGUCGGCGCUCUCAAUGACAUCUUCUUAUCUGGUACAAACACAUCGAAAAUCGUGGGUACGGAGCUCGAUCCACUCACCGGCGCUCAAAGGAAUAAAUGGCAGAAUACUACAAAUGCCGGAGAUUGGAUGAAUAGCUUCCUCAAGCUAUACCUGAACACGACGUCCCUCAUUGACCCAGAGCUACAAUUGCCGGAUCCUAAUGCUGUACUCCCGGCAUUCGAGACGAUUAUGCAGGAAAUAGUUGCGGUUUUAUUCGGGUUAAACCCGGAUUUUUUCAAUGCUACGAAUGACGAGACAUUCGUUGAUGGGUUUCUCGUCCGAACAGAAACCCGCAUUUUCAUGUCGGAUUGGGCACUGUCUGUAAGUCUCGCAAUCUUGGGCAUCAAUAUAACCAUGGUAUUGGUUGUGUAUACUAGGGGGUUAGGUGUUAUCCUGCCCAGAUUGCCCUCGACAAUUGGAUCUAUCUUGGGUUAUGUCGCUGCCAGCCGGGCCGUCAAAGAAUAUACAGAACCUGACGAAAUGACUACCGAGGGAGUCAAUCAGACACAAACCUUUACAUUUGGGAAGUUCAUCGGGCAGGAUGGUGAGCCCCACGUGGGUAUUGAAUUAGACCCGUACGUGCUGCCACUAGACAUACGGAACAAACGCAGUCCGUUUAGGAAGGAUGGCCCUGACUUACCAGACUGGGUUUGAGAUAUGUUCCAAAGCUCUAUAUAAGUCAAAAUUACAUGCGAUCAGAAUUUUGGCUUAUCAAGCGCCUCACCGUGAACACUUUGAAAACUCAUUUUCUUUCUUGCCCCGUGUUAGAGUGUAGUCGCAGUGGGCUGCUUUAAUCACCAAGACGA
This is a messenger RNA of Truncatella angustata, 4394 nucleotides long. RefSeq lists its product as uncharacterized. The coding region runs from base 454 to 4242 and encodes 1262 amino acids. The transcript is spliced from 4 exons. Lineage: Eukaryota; Fungi; Ascomycota; Sordariomycetes; Amphisphaeriales; Sporocadaceae. The record is from RefSeq and is a predicted model, not a curated record.